UGUGCUACGACGGCUGAGCUCCAGAGGAUCACACACACAUUCCUGCCAUGGAUCCUGCAGCUGGAAAACCCAUCGAGAUGGCGGCUCUUGGUCGACCUUUUAACCUCGGGAUGCUGUACGACUGUCGACGAGACGCACUCGUCCCCAGCAUGACCUUAUGGGACCGUGAGGACCUGGAGAAAGAUACAAGAGAAACACCAAAACCUAACAGCGAAACUGAGAUAGUUGCAUCUGAAUCAAUUGAGGCCAAAUCUUCUGCGCUGAAAGUUGAAGCAUCUCUGAAAGCAAGUUUCCUGGGUGGACUCGUUGAGGUUGAUGGUUCAGCCAAAUACCUGAAUGACCAUAAGACAUCCAAAAAUCAGGCCAGAGUAACACUGAAAUACAACACAACCACAAAAUUCAAGGAACUGACAAUGAAUCAUCUUGGGAGAGGAAACGUGAAGCAUCCAUAUGUCUUUGAUAAAGGAAUAGCCACACAUGUGGUCACAGGCAUUCUUUAUGGAGCACAAGCCUUCUUUGUGUUUGAUCGAGAGGUGUCUGAAAACGAAAAGCACCAGGACAUUCAGGGCAACUUGAAAGUAAUGAUCAAGAAAAUCCCCUUUGUCUCAAUUGAAGGUGAAGGUUCCCUGAAAAUGGAUGACCAAGAAAGAGCAAAUACUGAAACAUUUUCCUGCAAAUUUCAUGGAGAUUUUCGUCUUGAAAAAAGCCCAGUCUCCUAUCAGGAUGCUGUGGAGGUCUACCAAAGCCUGCCAAAACUUCUGGGCCCCAAUGAUGAAAAGGCUGUUCCAGUCAAAGUCUGGCUGCUGCCUUUGACAGCUUUAGAUUCUUCUGCUGCUAAACUUGUUCGUGAGAUCAGUAUAAGAUUAAUUCAGGAAUCACAAAGUGUCCUGGAGGAGUUCGUUGAGCUGGAAAUGAGAUGCAACGAUGCAGUGAAAACAACCACUGCACAGCAGUUCCCACAGAUCGGGCAAAAAGUUAAAAAAUUUAGAGCGUUCUGCUCCGAGUUCAAGCUGGAAUUCCAACGAACACUUGCUAAGAAACUUCCAACAAUUCGAGGAGGAGGAGAAGAUGAAGCCGAGCUCGCAGAAAUCCUGAAAAAACGGCAUUCUUCUCCUUUCAACAGCAAAAGUCUGAACGAGUGGAUGGACUGUAAAGAGAGAGAAAUCUGCAUUUUGAAAUCUUUCACAAAAAUGAUGAAACACAGUAAGAUCGUCCCUUCUCAGAGUGCUCUUAUUGAGGAAGUUUUCAGCACAGAACAUGCAGUGACUUUUGUCUUCACGUCAUUGGGUAAUGCUGAACCAUACCUGUCUGCUUUAGAGAACCACUUAACAGAAAAAACUGGAAACCCUGCAGAUCCACGAUCCCAUGACGUGGAGAAGGAACAAUGGUAUCUUUCAAAAGAUGUCACAGAUACACUGAGAAACAAAGCAAAGCUCUUCAGUGAUUUUGCAGAAACAAACAAAGAGAACAAGAACAUUAAGUUCCUGACAGUGGCUUUAACAGAUGAGACACACAAAGGUUCAAGCAUCUAUCUUUAUAAGGAUGGAUUUUCAGUCAGUGACAACUUUGAGCCGCCUUCAAAACCUGAAAGAGUAACUGUGAGUGACGUGAGCUACAACAGUGUGACUCUGAAGAUUUCUCCACCCAGAUUUGGAGUUGAAGGCAUCACCUCCUACUGUGUUGAAUACUGUGUCUGUGGAGAAGAUGGAUGGCAACAAACCACAGCACCUAAAGCUGAGGAGGCCACAGUGAGUGGUCUGAGUCCUAACACAGAGUACAUGUUCAGAUGUAGAGCAGUGACUCCAGUAGGUCUAGGGCCUGCAGCUCAAGUCAGUGAUCCCAGUAAAACCCUUCCCUGCAGCCCUCCUGGAACACCUCAAACAGAAUCAAACUCAAGUGAAAUAUCAAUCAGCUGGGAGAAACCUGCUGAGAUCGGACAGGACGUCCAUAUUUUGAGCUACAUCAUAGAAUACACUGAGAUGGAUGGAGAUGAUAAGGCAGAUCUCCAAUGGAACCAAAUGGUGUCAGGAAGUGAAAAGGUGAUCAUUUCAGGACUUCAGUCUGAGACAGGAUACGCAGUCAGAGUCCGAUGUGACUGUGGUGUCGACGGAAGAAGCAAAGAAAGCAUCACCAUUAAGAUCAGCACAACAAAGCGGGAAUUUGAGCGCCUCGCUGACUACCUCAAGCAUAUUAGCAAGAACAUAAAUUCUGACUCCCCAACACUUUACAAGUUGCCUUUGAAGGAGAAACAUAUUGAUAUAGAUGGCUGCCGCAUGUUUUCUUUGGGCAAAGACAGCAUGAGGCAUAAUCGCACAAUCAUGCUUCUUGGGGCGACUGGAUCAGGCAAGUCCACCCUCAUCAAUGGUAUGUUCAACUACAUCAUUGGCAUGGAAUGGAAGGACAAUUUUAGAUUCAAACUAAUCCACGAGGAUCUUUCAAAAUCACAAGCUGAAAGCCAAACCUCUGAAGUCACUGUGUACAAAGUCAACUACCAAGAAGGUUUUAAAAUCCCCUUCUCUCUGACUGUUGUGGACACACCUGGGUUUGGGGAUACCAGAGGAAUAGCAAGAGACAAGGAGAUUACUGAACAGAUCCGGAAGCUUUUCACCUCCACAAAUGGAGUCAGUGACAUCGAUGCACUGUGUUUUGUUACUCAGGCUUCUCUUGCAAGACUAACAGCAACACAGCGAUAUGUCUUUGACUCUGUGCUCUCCAUCUUUGGCAAAGAUGUGGCCGAGAACAUUCAGAUGCUUGUGACUUUUGCAGAUGGGAAGCAGCCACCGGUUCUUGAGGCAAUAAAUGUCUCUGAGGUUCCAUGCCCAAAAAACGACCUUGGGCUUCCUGUCCACUUCAAAUUCAACAACUCUGCACUGUUUGCAGACAACAGGUGCACCAAGGCCAGCAGUGAAGACUCAGAUGAUGACUCUGACAACUUUGAUGAAAUGUUUUGGAAUAUGGGAUUUAGGAGCAUGGAGAAGUUCUUCACUGCUUUGGGUCAAAUGACAACCAAAAGCUUGCUGAUGACCAAAGAGGUUCUCAAAGAGCGCAAGCACCUUGAAACAGUAGUUGAAGGUUUGCAACCACAAGUUAGAGCUGGACUGGCAAAACUUGAAGAAAUAAAGACAACGAAAGAGAAAAUCAAAGAGCAUGAAACCAUCAUGGUUUCAAAUGAGAAUUUUGAGAUUGAAGUGGAUGUUGUGCAACCUGUCAAGGUGGAGCUCACCAAGAAAGGAGAAUUCAUCACCAACUGUGCAAAAUGCAACAUAACCUGCCAUUACCCAUGUGCAAUUGAAGAUGAUGCAAAAAAAGACAGAUGCGCAGCAAUGGAUAUGACAGGGAAUUGUAAGAUCUGUCCUGAGAAAUGCCCUUGGAACAUCCACUUCAACCAGACGUACAGAUGGGAGUAUGUUUCAGGGAAAGAAAAGCAGACGCUGCGAGCCCUGAAGGAAAAGUAUGAGCAGGCUACGUCAGACAAGCUGAACAUUCAAGAACUGAUCGAAAGGCAAGAAGAGGAGAUUGAGCUACUCCAAGAUACGAUCAUGUCCUUAAUUGAUCAGUCUGCCAAGUGUUUGACCCGUCUUCAGGAGAUCGCCCUGAGGCCCAACCCUCUGACCGCUCCGGAGUACAUCGACAUGCUGAUCCAAGCGGAAAACACUGACGCCAAACCGGGUUUCCAGGCUCGUAUUCAGGCUCUGGAGGCCAUGAGGGACCGAGCCAAAGUCAUCUCCAAAGUUGCAAGACAAAAUAAACUCGCAAAUACAGAGCAGCAACAAUCUCCUGAAAGGCAGAAUGAGGAAAAAGAAAAAAAGAAAGGAUUUUUCAAUAAAAUUGCUGGCUGGUUGUCCCUUUAAAUACAAAGUGAAAUAAAUGUUCUGCAGCUUCUAGUGAUUGGUUUAAUGCAGAACAAAACUGUAGGAAACGAUAAAUUCUAAAGCUCCGCCCUCAGACCAACCUCCAGAAAACAAAACCUACAUGAGCAACUCUAUGACCAGAGUGAAAAGCCAACAUCGACUGCGUUUUCAUGAUACAUUUGGUCUGAUGUGUUAAAUGUCUGAUGUCUGAUAUCUGCAUUCCAUCCAUGUUCUGUUAAAUAUAGAAAACAAAGUAAUGACAAGUGUCUGAAUUCCAGAAAAUACUAAACAUAUUAACAGUCAAAUGUUUAAUACAAAUGAUUGAAAUGAUUUUACUUCUUUUAUGUUUGAUGCUUUUCAUGUCCUUCAGAUGUCUGUGUAGGUUCUCAUUCUUCUUGGUAGUUCUUCUCGGUUCAGCUGGACUGGUUUAGCUCUUUUGAAAACGUUUCGUCUCUCUUUCAAGAGACUUCUUCAGCUUCAUGUCCUUAAUGUACCGCUACAUUUGCAUUUAAUGGAGUUAAAAACAUUAAAGUAGAAUACAUUUGUUUUAUUAUUAGCACCAUGUUUUCAUAAAGAUUGAAGUUUUAUUUCACUGUGGACUAAAUGGACAGAAAUAUCAAUAUAACACCUGUAAAAACAACUUGAUUUUGAGAUUAAAAACCUGAUUCCAACAGAGCUGUGUGGUUCUUCAGGCAGAUAAGAUCAUCACAAAUGUCUGUAUUUCUAAAUCUUUCAUUAUGUUGUGGUUUCAGACAAAGAGGCAGGUUUUCUGGGAAUGCGUCCGAGCUUUAUUUUUCGUUCAGUUCAGGAAUGUCAUCAAGCACAGUCACAUCGAAGCUGCCUGAAGGUCGAACGGAGGUGGAUGAAACCACGACGACGCCGUUUGGUCACAACAUUCAUGCCAGACGAACA
Sphaeramia orbicularis (orbiculate cardinalfish) is the source of this 4763-nucleotide messenger RNA. RefSeq lists its product as uncharacterized. The record is from RefSeq and is a predicted model, not a curated record. NCBI's taxonomy places the organism in Eukaryota, Metazoa, Chordata, Actinopteri, Kurtiformes, Apogonidae. Gene Ontology annotation, molecular function: GTP binding; protein binding. The transcript has 3 exons. Bases 48 to 3851 code for a protein of 1267 amino acids.